GAUGCGAUAAUAUUACAACCGGACCUAACUUCAAUCGGUCACGUGAUGUUACUUCGCUGUAGAAUUUGAUAAUUUUUCUUCUCUCACAGUGUAUUAUUUUUCUACAAUAGGUGUCUACAGAAAGCCAUCAACAUGAAGAUCGGAUUGUGCGCGUACAGCGGGUACAAAAUCUACCCCGGACAUGGCAAGACCAUGGUGAAAGCCGACGGAAAGACUUUCACGUUCCUCAAUUCAAAAUGCGAGCGCGCUCACCUAAUGAAGAGGAACCCCCGUAAGGUGACAUGGACGAUAUUGUACAGGCGGAAGCACCGCAAGGGUCAGGAAGAAGAGACCGCGAAAAAGAAGACCAGGAGGACUCAUAAAUUCCAACGUGCAGUUGUCGGCGCAUCGCUGUCCGACAUUAUCGCCAAGAGGAAUAUGAAACCCGAAAUGAGGAAGGCCCAAAGAGAUAUUGCAAUUAAGGCUGCAAAGGAUCAAAAAAAGGCUGCUAAAGCGGCAAAGAAGCCUCCUCCACCGCCUCCGACCAAAACGAAGAAACAACCUAAGAAAGUACAAGGAAAGGUACAGCAAAAGGCUGCUCCUCGCGUUGGUGGAAAACGAUAAGUUACUGUAUUUAUACUUAUUAAUAAAAAAAUUUGACGAAAA
Molecule: messenger RNA, 645 nt
Organism: Adelges cooleyi (spruce gall adelgid)
Lineage: Eukaryota; Metazoa; Arthropoda; Insecta; Hemiptera; Adelgidae
Gene: RpL24
Product: 60S ribosomal protein L24
Exons: 6
Coding region: 133-603 (156 amino acids)
Biological process (GO): cytoplasmic translation
Cellular component (GO): cytosolic large ribosomal subunit
Molecular function (GO): structural constituent of ribosome; mRNA binding
Source: RefSeq, a predicted model, not a curated record